Zerene cesonia (dogface butterfly) is the source of this 4604-nucleotide messenger RNA. RefSeq names its product signal peptide peptidase-like 3 (gene SppL). Gene Ontology annotation, biological process: membrane protein proteolysis. The record is from RefSeq and is a predicted model, not a curated record. The transcript is spliced from 10 exons. Gene Ontology annotation, molecular function: aspartic endopeptidase activity, intramembrane cleaving. The coding region runs from base 240 to 1421 and encodes 393 amino acids. Gene Ontology annotation, cellular component: Golgi-associated vesicle membrane; lumenal side of endoplasmic reticulum membrane; cytoplasmic side of endoplasmic reticulum membrane. NCBI's taxonomy places the organism in Eukaryota, Metazoa, Arthropoda, Insecta, Lepidoptera, Pieridae.
GCUUUAUCUUUGGUUACUAUGGCUGUCGAUCGACAAGCGUAGGGUAGUGAUAAGUUUCGUAAAUAUUUUCUGUGUUAAUUGUUUUUAAAUGUGAACUAUCUCACAAUUCAUAAAUAAGCGUAUAAGCAUGGAAUUAAGUGACGUAUAAGUGCAGAUAAAUUAAAGAGGCCCUUAUCUGGGCUCCAGGCUACCUCCCAGCAGUGAGCAGUUGAUACCUUGGUUGUUUAGACGACGGAACAAUGGCCCAGGUGGGAGCGAACAUGGAAUAUCAGGAAUACAAAUGGGCAUACUCAAUUAUGGAUUCUUCUAGAGUAUCAGCUUGCCUAAUAUCUAUGCUGCUCAUAGUAUACGGCAGUUUUCGCUCCCUAAACAUGGAAAGAGAGGCAAGGGAAAAGGCCGAGAGAGAGAGGGAAGCCUCCUUAUUGGGUACCAAACCUCCGCCCAGCUCAUCGUCUAGCAAUAAUAUUACAGAUGUACAAACUCUGAACACAAUGCAGGCGUUGUGUUUCCCGCUCGGCUCGUCCGUGGCUCUCCUUGUGAUGUUCUUUUUCUUCGACUCGGUGCAAACCCUCGUCGCGAUAUGCACAGCUGUAAUAGCGUGUGCGGCGCUCGCGUUCCUGCUUACGCCCCUCUGCCAGUACAUAGCGGGCAGCAGCAGCCGCGUGGCGCUCUGCGGCCGCUACUCGGCGCCGGAGCUCGCCGCCGCGCUAUUGGCCGCGGCGAUUGUCGCCGUGUGGGUGCUCACCGGUCAUUGGCUGCUCAUGGACGCUAUGGGCAUGGGUCUGUGCGUGACGUUCAUAGCGCUGAUCCGCCUGCCCUCGCUGAAGGUGUCCACGCUGCUGCUCACCGGGCUGCUGCUGUACGACGUGUUCUGGGUGUUCUUCUCGUCCUAUAUAUUCACAACCAACGUCAUGGUCAAGGUCGCUACCAGGCCAGCGGAGAACCCCAUGAACGUGGUGGCGCGGCGGCUGCAGCUCGGCGGCGCCAUGCGGGACGCGCCCAAGCUGUCGCUGCCGGCCAAGCUCGUGUUCCCCUCCAUGCACCACCAGGGCCACUUCUCCAUGCUCGGACUGGGCGAUAUAGUGAUGCCGGGUCUGCUACUGUGCUUCGUGCUGCGCUACGACGCCUACAAGAAGGCCACCCUUGUGUGUCAGAUGGGCCAGGUGCCCGGUCCGAGAUCUAUGGGUUCCCGGCUGACGUACUUCCACUGCUCACUGCUGGGAUACUUCCUGGGGCUCUUGACGGCUACUGUCUCGGCGGAGGUGUUCAAGGCGGCGCAACCGGCCCUGCUCUACCUCGUGCCCUUCACCCUGCUGCCGCUGCUCACCAUGGCGUAUGUUAAGGGAGAUCUAAGAAGAAUGUGGAGUGAACCGUUCAUAGCGCCACCGAACGGCAAACUUGGCGCCGACUUCGACGUGUGAACGCGUCCUUACCCGCCGCCUGACAGCUGCCACAUACAGCCGUGUGAAACGGACCGAAUUCACUGUCAUUUUUAAAAAUUGAACGGUAUUUCUUUUCGAACAAUUCUAACCGGCCUGAUUUAUAAAAAAGUUUAUAAAACCUUUUUUUAAUAUGUACUAAAUAGACUCAUGAAAGAUAUGUGAGUAUUGAAGAUCUUAAAUUAUUUUUAUUUUGUAGCUAAGACAAUGUCUUAUGUUUAUAGAUAACAUUUUUAUUCAGUAAAAGAAAUUAAUAGAUCAUAUUUAAAAAUAUAUGCUAUACAUUGAUAAAUGUUUCGUCGUCGUUGGGAUCGAUAGUUCAAAAGCCUGCGACGGUGAAUUCGAAGUACCGUGAUACUUGUUGUAUGUACGAAUUAUGUAAAAAUAUGUCUAUGAUAAGAUUGAUGUCUAGAAAUACCAGUGAAUCAAAGAUUAUUACUAGAUAUUAUAUAUGAAUGUCUAAUGAAAUCCUACUGUUGUAAUUAGGGCUUCUAUCCUCUAUUCUUAUGAUUUCAAAUUCUCAUAUGAUACACAGUGAUUAAUUAUGUGUGCAUCAAAAGAAAUGCGUAAUGCACUUCGAUAAGCCCUAAAUUUUUUGCUAUUAAAGCUACGUAAAUUCGGCGUUAACGUUUAUUUAUUGCCUAUACAGUCCAUAUUUGUUAUGUGCACAGUACGCCUUUGUUAUGAAUAUUGUUACUUUAUUCUAGCUAAAUGGAUUUUAUAUUAGAGAAAUUUGAAAUCUUUAAUUUGAAUUUUAUGAAGCUUUUAUGAUAUAAUGUUGAAUUUAAAAUUUUCUAGAGAGGUACCUGCAAUAACGUAAUUUAAAACGGGACUCGAACUAGUAUAAAACCUGUCCAAGAGCAAAAAUAUUCUUGAUUUGUUAAUGUGCACUAUAUGUAAUUAAUUUUAAAAGUGUACAAAUUUUGUUUCAACUCAGGAACAUUAUGAUAAUGACUGAUUUAAAUGCUAUAAAAUUGUACAAAACAGGCCACAGAAAACAUGUGGCUUAAAACAACGCCAUUACAGAGAUUUUAUUUUUCCUGCACAUAAUUUCAAAUUAAUAACAAAGCAUUAAUGAACAAAGUCUUUUACUAAUAGUUUACAAGUGAAUCUCAUUACAGUUAGAUAGUUGUAACAUUGUUCUACAUAUUAGAAAAGCUAUACAACUCAUAUUAAUUAAACGUUUAUAUGGAUGGCAGUAUAUUCAUGCCAAUAAGGGCCGAUUGAAUAUGUCCCUUUAAAGUGACGACCGCCUAGCCCUUUCAUUGUUGCUGUUAUUUACAUCUGUCAGCAUUGAAACAGCUCUGUAUAAAAAGUAAGUUAACACGUGAUUUGGAUCUGUUGUCCCUUACUUGAAAUGUUGUCCCUGUAUAGAUACAACAUAUCUGAACUCGUAUCUUAAAUAAGAUAAAUGAGAAAAAUCAAAAUUAAGGUGGGUAUUUGACAACAGAAUCAAGCCACUAUUAAAACUUGAAAUUGUCGUAUUGAAUUGCAAUUAAGAAUGUUAUAUUUUUAUGUAAUUCUUUAUUGCCCUUAGUACCUACAUAUAUAUCAGCGUUAAAUAUUUUUUAUCUGUGUACACAUUUUCUCGCUUUUUUAUCAUUGUAUUCAGCUGAGUUCGCGCUAUAAAUCGCGAAAAUGGUGAUAUUAAAGUCAUUAAUUUUGUUUUAAAUCGUGAUAUUUUAAUACUAUUUAUUGGCAGUGUUAGAAUACUCAAACCCGGAUGUAAUAUCCUGCGAAAAUGUUUGUAACUUACCCUUUUAUUUUUAAAAAUUUCACCCAACUCAAAAAAAGUGAUUAAAUGGUUAAAUUCCAGUAAAUGAUCUCCUUUUAAAUUAUUGAGAAUUAAUUACGAGCAAUUGUUAGAAUUGGAGUUUGAAAUGAUCAAUAUAAUAUUUUAUCACUGCCUUAGACUGACGUUAAAAGAUUCUUUUUUAUAUUUAUGUUAAAAGUAAUAUGAACAAAGUGGUCUAAUAUAGACUAAAAUGAAAUUGUUAUUAGGACAAGAUCUAUUGUUGUAGAAUGAUAGGAUUAAAGUCGGUGUAACACUGCAUUAUGUUAUGUUUUUGGAUCUACUAAAAUGCGAGAAGCUAACAGCAUACUCAUAAUAUAAUAGUUCAGGCCUCGAAGAUAGCUCUGGUGAAAAUGUUCGAGUAUGUCAUGCAGAAAUUAAUAAACUGAAAUCUUUUAAUAAAUGCUUUGCAGUAGAGUCAUAAUGAGAGCUGGAUGCCUGGAUAGCAAUCAGUAUUGGUAAAUGUCUUACAUUGCAUCCAACACCAUUUUUUAUAACCCUUAUAUAAUGGAACAUCUUUAUUCUUGAAGUUCAUUCAUGAAUACAGUGAGAUCUCUUUUUUUUUGUCUAACAUUUGCGAGAUGUGAUGUGUAGUUUGACGGAAUAAAUUAACAAUUUCCUACUAGAAAGAAAGGCUAACUAUGACAAAGUAGAUUCAGAUUUUCAUAACCGUACACUACACUCCUUGAUGUCUUCGUGAAUUGUUCUAUUGAUAUACUAUUGCGAUGUAUAAUUAUAAUUCAACCUAUUAACUACUAAUUGUUAAGUAUAAAGGUUUGCAAUUAUAUACAAACAACCUGUUUUCAGAUACUUUGUAUGAUCUAAGUAAAAUAAAAAAAUGUGUCUCAUGGAUAUGUGUGAUUUAACUUUUUGUGAAUUUACAUUGUACUAAUUUUUAAUAGUUGUUAGUUAUUAUUUUAUUAAGUUUUAUGAUGAUAAGGAACUUAGCCUAAUCAGUAUUUUCAAUGCAAAUAACAGUUUAAGACUCCAAAUAAUUUACAGUCAGUGAUAAUUUUUUUUAAUGUUGAGCUGUUUUUGCCCAUUUCUUUUUUUUUAACCGUAUUAAAAUGUACAUGUAAUUGAACAUUUUUCACUUAUAACAUUUGACUGACUGUAUGACUUGAGCUGUUAUAUCUUGUUUUUUACUAAUAAGAGUUUAAAGUAAAUGUCUGAUCUUUAUUAUCAGCAUUUUUGUAAUAGAAAUACAUUUUGUUCAAAAUUAUAAUAAAUAUCAAGUUUUUGAUGUGUAAAUAUCUAAAAUGUAUGUUUUAAGGAUAAUGUAAUAUUGUUUCACUGUCCCAUUGCAUCACAUGUAGACUAUUCUGUAUAUAAUUUCGAUACAUGACAUUCUACUUAUCCAAUAAAUUGGAAAA